AUGGGAUGUCUGUUGAAAUUCAGAACUAACGUUAAUGCGGUGUUCAGUUCGGCGUUUGCUUGGUACGGACGGAGGGUGGGGACUUACCCAUGGGUCUUUGUAUUGGGUAGUAUCACAGUGAAUGCUUUACUUGGUCUUGGAAUCUUGCGACUGACGCCAAAAACUGGGAUUGAAGAUGUUUACGUGCCAAUAGGAAACCAAGCUGCUAACGACAGAAUCCUGCUAAAAGCGUUGUUUCCGGACAAAAGCAACACCGAUUUUUACCAACACCAUUUGCCUGAUGAUGGGAAAUACGGUGCGGUUGUAUUCCGAUCCACUGAUCUUAAGAAUGUGCUCAGAACAGCGGUUCUUGAUGAAAUAGAAACUGUGUACCAAAGUAUCUUGAAUAUCUCCUUCGCCGACCCUGUCUCUAACAGCCAGUUGGACUACAGAAGUGUGUGCGCCAGAAGGUCUGGCAACUGUAUCACUGACGGAGAUUAUGUCUUCUCGGCCGCCUUCAAAACCGAUAAGGAUGCCCAAAAUGUGUCCUAUCCGAAGUACAAUGUACCGGGCUACGGACAGUUGGACUUAUCGUCAUCCCUAGGACAAGUAGGUACACAGAAUGGACUUCUCCAAUCGGCCGGAUCCCUAAAAAUUAGAUUUCACCUUCGCCAGGACUCAGCUAAUUCGUCUGAACUCUCCAGUCGCUGGGAGGAUGCCUUCAUCCGGGCUAUAGGCCUACCCGCGUUUGGGCAAGGACAGACAUUAUCAGAGCUGGCGUAUGCGACUUCGGACUCCCUAAAUGAGGAACUGGAGAAGAACACUGGUGGCGAUAUCAAGUGGUUCUCCCUUACCUUCACCCUCAUGAUUACGUAUGCCUCCAUAGCGAGCUCAGGGGGCAACUGGGUGUCGUCCCGAGGGUACCUUGCCUGCGCGGGGGUUCUGGCGGCCGGCCUUGGCAUUGUCUCUGGUAUGGGGUUAGUGUCAUUAUGCGGCAUGCCCUUCACAAGUAUCGUUGGGGUCAUGCCAUUUCUGGUCUUAGGUAUCGGCGUUGACGACACGUUCGUCAUGCUGUCUGGUUGGUCGGAGACUCACGGAAUGUCUGGGAUCCCAGAGCGCCUCGCUGUCAGUCUGGCCAGCAGUGGACUCUCUAUCACACUCACAUCCCUCACCGACGUCAUCGCCUUCUGCAUCGGAGCCAGCAGCCCCUUCCUUAGUGUGAGAGCCUUCUGUGUCUAUACAGGCGUGGCCAUCUUGUUCUGCUAUGUCAACCAAAUCACCUUAUUCGCCGGAUGUCUCGCUAUACACGCAAGAAGAGUAGAAAGAAAUCUCCACAUAGUCACCUGUAUGAAGGUCCCAUCAAAAAGAGAAGUAUUGAAUGCGGAACAAGCGCCUAAGACACCUGUAAGCGAAAGUUCCACAAUCCCCGGGGACACACAAGCCUUUGAGAGGGAUCCAAGUCAAGAUCAUUCAGCUGGAACCAACCCGAGGACUGAUGACGUCACCAAUAAUCACAGACGUCCGCCCCCCAAAGUUGUGCAGAGUACAGAAUUGGCUCAACCUGGUAGGAUGCCAGUUGCAACGAAAUGUAAGCUGUGUUUCUGUGUUGGAGAGCCACCGCAAAACAAAUAUGAAGACGAAAGUGUUUUUGAAAAAAUUCCAAGAUACUUCCUCCCCAAAAUAAUCAGCUCUUCACCUGUGAAGAUAAUUAUUUGUCCCCUAUACUUCGUGUACAUAGGAGUGUCCAUUUGGGGAGUGACGGACAUGGAACAGGGGCUUGAUGUUAAAAACCUGGUCCUUCCAACAUCUUACUAUAGAUUCUCACAAUGGAAUGAAGAUUAUUUUGACUCUCAAUUUAUGAUAACCUUUAUCAUCAAUGGCGAUCUUGCGUAUCACGAAAAUCCAACUCAGGCCAGGCUGGGCGAUUUUAUCCGUAAAGUUACGCAAGACAAAUACAUUCGCGACGACUUCCUGUUGUCCUGGAUGGAGGCUUAUCACGUGACCCCUUUCCUGAACACUACAUCAGAGGCAGACUAUAUAGCAGGGUUCAAGUCGUUUUUAGCUUACAGGCCCGAAUUUCAAAAUGACGUUAACUUCAAUUUAGACUUUUCCAAAAUAUUGUCAUCGAGAUUCUACUUAAAGACAGUUGGCAUCACAAGCAGCAUGCGACAAGGGGAUAUGAUGAGGCAGAUGAGAGAACUUGCGAAGAAUUCCGGACUUCCCAUCACAGCAUUCUCUCCUCCAUUCAUUUACUUCGAGCAGUUCGUUGUCAUUCUAUCAAACACCCUUCAAACUGUGGGCAUUGCGGUAUGCGCCAUGUUUGUUCUCUCCUUUUUCUUCCUACCUUAUCCGUUAAUAGUCCUACAUAUUACAAUUACUAUGACGACCAUCAUGUUAGGGAUUUUCGGUUUUAUGCAUUUCUGGGGCCUGAGUCUGAGUUCGGUGACUAUGAUCCACCUUGUCAUGUCGGUGGGAUUCUCCAUCGACUACUGUGCCCACAUUUGUCACGCAGUCAUGCACUGCCUCCCUGAGGGCACCAGUCGGCAGCACUGCGUGUCUCUGGCUCUGGGGAGAGUCGGGGGACCCAUACUCAACGGCGCCUUGUCAUCCCUCAUUGGAGUCAUCAUGCUGGUUAAUUCCGAGUCUUACAUCUUUAAGUCAUUCUUUAAGAUGAUGCUCCUGGUGAUAGCAUUCGGACUGCUUCAUUCAAUACUCAUUUUGCCGGCGUUUCUUUCAGUUUUGGGUCCGCUGCCCUCGGACAAUGAAGAACGCGUGACCAAUGGGGUCAAAAAGCUAGCAGAGAAAAAUUUGCCUUUGGGCUUAAAACUUCAGACGGAUUCGCAAAAUGCAGAGUGUUCAGUACAGUGUCAACCAGUUACAUAA
This is a messenger RNA of Liolophura sinensis, 2862 nucleotides long. RefSeq names its product patched domain-containing protein 3-like. Gene Ontology annotation, biological process: transmembrane transport. Bases 1 to 2862 code for a protein of 953 amino acids. Gene Ontology annotation, molecular function: transmembrane transporter activity. Gene Ontology annotation, cellular component: membrane. The record is from RefSeq and is a predicted model, not a curated record. NCBI's taxonomy places the organism in Eukaryota, Metazoa, Mollusca, Polyplacophora, Chitonida, Chitonidae. The transcript is spliced from 3 exons.